Centruroides sculpturatus (bark scorpion) is the source of this 802-nucleotide messenger RNA. RefSeq lists its product as uncharacterized. The transcript is spliced from 2 exons. Lineage: Eukaryota; Metazoa; Arthropoda; Arachnida; Scorpiones; Buthidae. The record is from RefSeq and is a predicted model, not a curated record. Bases 363 to 776 code for a protein of 137 amino acids.
GUCAGAUUUAAUACUCUGGUUACAUUAUUCGUUUCUGGAACUGAGCUAGAACUAGAUAGGUGUGCAGCUUUAAUUAUAUAACUAUUAAUAAAUAUACAGUGGUUACAAAAAUUUAGCACAACAUUCAAUGUAAUGCAGUAAAGCACAUUAUUUCAAUAGUAUUCUAAUUUUUUCACACCACUGUAAAUUAUAAUAUUUUAUGAUAAAUAUUAAAACUGCAUAAUUACCUAAAUUUUUCUUUUCUUUUAUUUAGCAGAGAAAAAAUUGCAGUUGGUCCUAGUGGUGGACAACCCUCCACUUGGAAAUUUUUUGAGAGAACUCAUGAAAUAUUAAGAUGCUUGCCUGUUAAUGACACAAGCUUGAUGCAGGAAUCAACACUGCCAAUUUUAAAUUCAAGCAUAAAUUAUAUGAAAACAGUCAACAUACAAGAUGAAAACUUAGUCGUAUUAGGUACUGCAGAGGCUGCAUAUGCUGUUUCCGAAUCUGAAGAACCUGUACUAGACCUAAGUACACCAUCACCUACUGCAAGCACCUCAUAUUCACAGAGUGCUCCAACAAAAAGAUUUGAAGAAAGCAGGCAUCAAAAUAAAAAGCAGAAAACUAGCCAUGUUGCUGAACUAUCACAACUUGUUCAAAGACAGCAUGAGGAAACGAGAGAGGUCGAUAACCAAAUAUUAACUUUAUUAAAAGAUCAAAAUGACCUCUUUCGCCAGAGUUUAAAUUUACAAAAAGAAUUUAAUAAUUUAAUUGCUGCUCUUGUAAAUAAGAACAAGUAAACAAAAUGUGUUUAUUAUCAUCAUCA